This is a messenger RNA of Geodia barretti, 774 nucleotides long. NCBI's taxonomy places the organism in Eukaryota, Metazoa, Porifera, Demospongiae, Tetractinellida, Geodiidae. The record is from the annotation of a GenBank genome assembly.
AUGGAUUACGAGCACCUUCUGGUGAAAGUGGAAGACCGCGUCAAGAUCAUCACGAUGAACCGUCCCGAGGUCCUGAAUGCCAUGAAUCACCUGCUGGACGAAGAGUUGCACCACGCGGUGAUGUCGGCAAACGAAGACGAAGGAGUUGGUUGCAUAGUGAUCACAGGCGCGGGGGAGCGGGCCUUCUCCGCAGGUGGAGACAUUCACGAGCAGCGGGCGCAUGCGGUGGAAUUGACCGAGGAGCAGCGGGAAGCCAACUCCCUGUUGUACCAGAACUGGAUGUACGACAUUUCUGCGUCGCCGAAGCCGGUCAUCGGGAUGAUGAACGGGCUUGCCUAUGGCGGCGGGGCCGUGCUUGCAUCUUGCCUUGAUAUGCGGGUCGGGUGCGAAAACACCAGAUUUCGCUUUCUUGCGGUUGCGUACGGACGCAUCAACAGCACCUGGACGUUGACCAACCAGGUGGGGUGGCCCACCGCCAAGGAAUUUCUGUUUACUGGGCGCGUUGUGGAGGCCGAGGAGGCCUACCGGGUCGGUUUGCUCAACCACCUGGUGUCUUCUGCGGAACUGCGGGACAAGACAAUGGAGAUUGCCACGACGAUAGCUGGCCACCGUCCGGAGUCGGUGAUGGGCAUAAAGCAGAUUCUGUUGCAGGACAAGGCUGCCGAUCUACGGGGCAUGUGGGAGAACGAGGUCGACUUCACGGCCAAGGUCAAGGGAUAUGGGGUGGAGCAGGCGUUCCCGGAGUUCAUCGCGCGGCGCGGGCGGGAACUGUAG